Molecule: messenger RNA, 1107 nt
Organism: Pyrus x bretschneideri (Chinese white pear)
Lineage: Eukaryota; Viridiplantae; Streptophyta; Magnoliopsida; Rosales; Rosaceae
Product: protein CHLORORESPIRATORY REDUCTION 6, chloroplastic
Exons: 4
Coding region: 56-820 (254 amino acids)
Biological process (GO): NAD(P)H dehydrogenase complex assembly
Cellular component (GO): chloroplast
Source: RefSeq, a predicted model, not a curated record
CCACAAGAAACCGUAUUAACUGUCAAGGGACCAUAUCAGUUCACACUCUGCAGCAAUGGCUGCAAUCUUCCAAACUCUGCUUCCCCUUUGUUCUUCAAGACAGACCAUAUUAUCCUCUCCUCCAUCAUGGAUCCCCCUCAAACCAAUCUCAGAUUCCAUGGCCUCCUUGGCCAUUUCACAGUUCAAUAGGCAGCAGGGACAAGUGGCAGUCUCAGUUGCCUUCAACCCAUCUGGGAAUUUCGACAUCUCUUUAUAUGAUGAAGAAGAAGACACAUCUAGUAAAGUUGAGCCUCCGAUGCCGCCAAGUGAAGGCCGAUUUGAAAUAGUUAUUGACAAUGACGUAAUUCGAGGUCUUGAUUUAUCCCCGUUUCAUACUGCAACUGGGAUUACCAUUCCUUCAUCAGCCAAGCCAAAAGAGUUUCUUGAACGUACAAUCGGCUUUACCAUCAACUACACAAGAGAAGAUCCACGUGAUCCUCGAGAACUAUCCGAAUUCCCUGACAUAAGGCUCUGGUUUCUGAGACUUGAUGCCGCUUAUCCCUGGUUGCCCGUCCUCUUGGAUUGGCGUGCCGGAGAACUAGCUCGUUAUGCUGCUAUGUUGGUUCCACACCAGAUGAACAUGAGGAUGGGAGUUGUCUUCAACCCCGAGGCUCUCGAGUUGUUCGUAAUGCAGAAGGUUUUUGUUGUGUACUCAUGGUUGAAGGAACAUGACAUUCCGAAGCCUAGAUUGAAGACUAGUGACAUGGCUAGGAUGCUAGGGUUUGGAAUUGGGGACGAACUUUAUGACUUGAUCGACAAGCAUCCACUGAAAACAUCAUAAAACGAGCCUAAAGUCUCAACUUAGUGUUCCCCCAAUGUCAUACAGGGUAGAUUAAGAACGUGGCAAGCCGUUGAUGCGAGUCCAAUUUACUGUCACGAGGAGCUGCUCCCCAAUCGUUUGGUGGCGACAGUAAAUCAAUGUCAGAGAGAAGCUGCUACUACAACCAGGAUGAUUUUGUUAGAGCUGUUUUUCUCUGACUUCCAACUUUUGAUACAGGUUUGAUUUACUGUACUUCGUAGAAUAGUAAUUGUAAAACAUUCUGUUUCUAUUCAUCUUGUUUGAUAUAA